Penicillium coprophilum is the source of this 1680-nucleotide messenger RNA. RefSeq names its product glycoside hydrolase family 18 protein. Gene Ontology annotation, cellular component: extracellular region. The coding region runs from base 1 to 1680 and encodes 559 amino acids. Gene Ontology annotation, molecular function: chitinase activity. The transcript is spliced from 4 exons. Lineage: Eukaryota; Fungi; Ascomycota; Eurotiomycetes; Eurotiales; Aspergillaceae. The record is from RefSeq and is a predicted model, not a curated record. Gene Ontology annotation, biological process: carbohydrate metabolic process.
AUGCGUCGCUGUCAGUGUCUCUUACCUUGGUCCAUUUUGUUGGCUUCGCUUGGAGGAGCAGAGGCAAAGCUGGACUUGAAAUCGGCCAGCAACAUUGUUGUUUACUGGGGUAUGUGGUUACUCCUCAUUACUUGGACGGAUGAAUGCUUACGUGGCAUACGUGCUGAAGGCCAGAACUCGUUCAAUGGAAAGGGUGAUCAAGCACAGCAGCCCCUCGCACAUUACUGCGAUAAUAAGGACAUUGAUGUGAUACCAAUGGCCUUCAAUAUGAUGGUCAAUGGCCCAGGAGGCGCCCCGGAGGUUGAUUUCUCGGUUACCAGCAAGGACUGCGAUGUCUUCGAGGGAACCCAACUAAAAAACUGUCCUGCGAUUGGCGAGGACAUCAAGACGUGCCAAAAGAAGGGCAAGACGAUUCUUCUUUCAAUCGGGGGUGCCACCUACAGCGAGGGCGGCUUCAAGUCCGAGAAGGAGGCCAAGGACGGAGCGAAGCUAAUGUGGGAGACCUUUGGCCCCAAGAAAGAGGGUUCCAAAGCCCUUCGUCCUUUCGGUGACGCCAUUUUGGACGGGUUUGACCUCGACUUUGAAGCCAAUGUCCAAAACAUGGCAGCCUUUGCGAACGAGCUGCGAUCACUGAUAAAGGCAGAUAAGAGCAAGCAGGAGUUCUUUUUGACAGCAGCACCGCAAUGCCCUUACCCCGACCAGGCAGAUAAAGAGUUCCUCAACGGCCCUGUAUACAUUGACGCCAUCUGGGUACAGUUCUACAACAACUAUUGCGGUGUCAACGGCUUCAGUACCGACAGCUCAAGCAGCAAGUACAACUUUGAAGAGUGGGAUAACUGGGCUAAGACGGUGUCCAAAAACAAAGAUGUCAAGGUCAUCAUCGGCGUGCCUGCAUUCACGACAGCGGCAAGCACGGGAUAUAUCCCGGCGGCCCAGUUGGACAAAGUGAUUCAAUACACCAAGAAGUUUGAGAGUCUGGGGGGUGUGAUGAUGUGGGAUGCAACACAGGCAUACGCCAACGAUGGGUAUAUCAAGGAUGUGCGGAAAAGCCUUGGCCCUGCGAAUGAUUCCGGUUCGUCGUCGCCCGACCCGGUGUCAACCUCAGCAUCUACCUCUACGUCCACUGACCCAACGAAGACAACGAGUUUGUCAUCUUCCAAUGCACCCGGCUCCUCACACUUGUCUUCCUCCUCCUCAUCUGCUUCUGCUUCGCCCAAGGGGGAUGAAGAGACUAUAGAUGAAGAAGAAAAUAUGGACGAAGAAGAGGAUAUAGAUGAUGAAGAGGACACAGAUGAUGAAGACAUCGUGAAGCAACAUAAGCCCCUCGGCACGACCACUACCACGACUGUGACCGGCGAAGAGACCGUCAAUCCGACUACUGUCGCCACUGCAACUGAAAAGCCGAGGCCUCCUACGAUUAUAUCUGCCGAGACAACUGCGGCUUCCACCUCGACUGAUAGCCCACAGAGUGGGAACGACUCGAGCCAGGAUGACUGGCACAACCAACAAAAUAUUCCAGAUGACAAUUUGAACGAUCACUCGGAUGUUGAUCAUCUUAGCUCAAUCAUUGCCAACGACCUUCUCGAUUUGCUUGACAGUAUCCGCAAGGCGAAUCAGGUUGCUAGCAGCUUGGUCCAUGUUCUGACCAAUCUCCGGCAUGCACAGCGCAGUAGUACCUGA